This is a messenger RNA of Lampris incognitus (smalleye Pacific opah), 918 nucleotides long. Its product is annotated as claudin-3-like. Gene Ontology annotation, biological process: cell adhesion; bicellular tight junction assembly. Lineage: Eukaryota; Metazoa; Chordata; Actinopteri; Lampriformes; Lampridae. The coding region runs from base 76 to 729 and encodes 217 amino acids. Gene Ontology annotation, cellular component: bicellular tight junction; plasma membrane. The transcript has a single exon. Gene Ontology annotation, molecular function: structural molecule activity. The record is from RefSeq and is a predicted model, not a curated record.
GUUACACAUUGUUCACAGGUUCAAAGGAGUCAUCCCAUUCUGCUGAGGUGUAGAAUACAAAGCCACUGAGCCAGGAUGUCAAUGGGCAUGGAGAUUGUGGGCAUUGCCCUCGGAUUCAUUGGAUUUGUCAUCGCCAUCGUGGUCUGUGCCCUGCCGAUGUGGAAGGUAUCGGCCUUCAUAGGGCCCAACAUCAUCACAGCCCAGGUCAUAUGGGAAGGUUUAUGGAUGAACUGUGUGACCCAGAGUACAGGCCAGAUGCAGUGUAAAGUCUACGACUCCCUGCUGGCCUUGCCUCAGGAGCUGCAGGCCUCCAGAGCUAUGACUAUCAUCUCCAUCAUACUCGGGGUGCUGGGCGUCAUGAUCUCCAUCGUCGGAGCCAAGUGCACCAACUGUAUUGAAGAUGAGGCGUCCAAAGCUAAAGUGAUGAUCAUUGCCGGAAUCUUCUUCCUCCUUGCCGGACUCCUCGUCCUCAUCCCUGUUUCCUGGACAGCCAGCAUCAUCAUCCGUGAUUUCUACAACCCAAUCCUGAACAGCUCCCAGAGGAGGGAGCUGGGGGCUUCGCUCUACAUCGGCUGGGGUGCGGCGGCCCUGCUCCUGAUUGGUGGAGCGAUGCUGUGCAGCUCCUGCCCCCCCAAGGAGAAGAGGUACAAGCCCCCUCGGAUGGCCUAUUCUGCCCCACGCAGCACCAGCGGAGGUACUGGAGGCUACGACAGGAAGGACUAUGUGUGAAUGUGGCCCUGAAAUUAUCCGACGGUUCGGUCCGCGGAUGAGGAGAAGAAGAACAAUGCUCUGUUUUGCUUUCAAACUGAAAUUACGGGUUGAAUCCCCCGAGAAGACUCCGAGAUGAAGGGAUACGUGUACCGCUGUUGUUUUUCCUGCUUUGCUUCUCCUGACAUGAUGGUUUCUCUUGUUUCUAUG